This is a messenger RNA of Xiphophorus hellerii (green swordtail), 1730 nucleotides long. RefSeq names its product hyaluronidase 3 (gene hyal3). Gene Ontology annotation, biological process: carbohydrate metabolic process; hyaluronan catabolic process. NCBI's taxonomy places the organism in Eukaryota, Metazoa, Chordata, Actinopteri, Cyprinodontiformes, Poeciliidae. The record is from RefSeq and is a predicted model, not a curated record. Gene Ontology annotation, cellular component: acrosomal vesicle. Gene Ontology annotation, molecular function: hyalurononglucosaminidase activity.
AUUGUGAAUUAAAUUGAGAAAAACAGUAAUAACUUAAAGAAGAAAGAAAGGAUGAGCGAAAGUUCUGCACAAGUAUUACAAGUUUUUCUCUCUCUGGUCUCAGAAGGGACAUCAGCACUUAUCUUGAGUAAAGAUCUACUGCUUCUGCUUCGUUUUCUUCUUUAUUCUGCAGUAUGUGGUAAUUAGCCAACAACCAGUUUCCUCUUACAAGCAGAAUGUGAAGUAGUCCGGUGUGGUCAGAGACGAGUUAAAUACUUGUAGAAACAGUCAGCGAUUAGUCCUCAGCUGCUCUCUCAGGGAAGGACACGCUGACUGCUGAGCAGCCAUGGUGCUGUCUCACCUUCGUCUUCUCAUCCUCCUCAUCACUUUGUUGCCCCGCGCCUCGCUGUCGGAGAACCUCAGCCGCCCUGAUGCGGCUGCUGCGGGUCCGGACCUGCGGGACCGGCCCUUCGUCGUCGUGUGGAACAUGCCCACAGCUAACUGUCAGAAGCGCCACAACGUCCACCUGGACCUGCAGGAAUUUGGGAUCGUGGAGAAUCAAAAGCAGCGUUUCCAGGGACAGAAUGUGACCAUCUUCUAUCGGGACCGCCUGGGGAACUACCCCUACAUCUCCCACGACGGCAGGGAGGUGAACGGAGGAAUCCCGCAGCUUGGCGACCUGGCCUCCCACCUCUCCCUCGUAGACGUGCAGCUGGACAUCCUGCUGCGCCCCAGCUUCUCCGGAGUCGGAGUCAUCGACUGGGAAGAGUGGCUGCCGCUGUGGGAGAACAACUUCGGAUCCAAGAUGGAGUACCGCAGGUUGUCCAAGCAGCUGGUGAGACAGGAGAGACUGGAUUUGUCCGAGAAGGACGUGAAGCUGUUGGCUCAGCAGGAGUUUGAGGAGAGCGCUCGGAUGUUUAUGGAGGAGACGCUGAGGCUGGCGGUCAGGCCGCCCAGAGGAUUCUGGGGCUUUUAUGGUUUCCCCUCCUGCUUUAAUAAGCACAAGAGAAAGAGAGAUAAAACCUACACAGGACAUUGCCACACGGGGACUAAGCAGAAGAAUGACCGGCUGUCCUGGCUGUGGGCUCAGUCCACAGCUCUCUAUCCCAGCAUCUAUCUGCCGCAGCGGCUGGCAGGGUCCACAGAUGCUGCUCUGAUGAUCCGACACAGACUGCUGGAGGCUUUGAGAGUGGCGUCAAUGUGGCGUCAUGGCAACAGUAAUAACCAGGCCACACCCGUCCUUCCGUACGCUCGACUGGCGUUCACACAUACUCUCGACUUUCUCAAUGAGACGGACUUGGAGCACACGCUUGGGGAGAGCGCGUCGCUCGGCGCAGCUGGAGUCGUGCUGUGGGGAGAGAUGAAGUUCGCCAAAUCAAAACAACAGUGCAUCCUCCUCAGAGGCUACAUCCACACCGUCCUGGGCCCCUUCAUUCAGACCCUGAGGGCCGACGCGUUACGAUGCAGCCUCCAGCUCUGCUUCGGUCAUGGCCGCUGCGCUAGGCGACGCCCCAACUCUGGUCGCAGUCUAUCAUCUGCUCCCGUCUCUGUCUCUCACAAUGAUACGGACUCUGCCAGCAGCAAAUACUUUCAGCGGCAUUUCAGGUGUCAGUGCUACUCAGGCUGGACUGGAACCUGGUGCCGGAGGAAGAUGGUUGGGAGUGGGCAGGACAAGAGUUGAUGAGUGUCCUUCAGUCAGGAAGUUGCAUAGCAGGGUUUUGAACAAUAAAAAACAGCUAUAGAUAACUUUA